AUGGCGGCCGUGGUGUUUCUCUCUCGGGCUCUGGGGUCGGAGCAGCUCGGCGCUUGGCGCGGCCGCUGCUGUCGCGGCCGCUUCGCGCCGCCCUGCGCCGUCCCCGCCGCAGCCGCCGCCGCCGCCGCCGCCUCCCUCCGGCUCCACGCUCGCGGCGCCGCCGAUGGCGGCGCCGCGGCAUCAUCACUCUUGUUCAAACAACAACACAACCACCAUCACCCCUCACGCACGUACCACACCACCACCAUCACGCCACACCACACAUCAGCAUCAUCAUCAGCAUCAUCACCACCAACACCGACGUCCUAUUACGACGUCCUCGGCAUCUCGGCAGCGGCCACCACGGCCCAGGUGAAGGCGGCCUACUACCGCCGGGCGUUCGCCUGCCACCCCGACCGCAACGUGGGCGACGCCGAUGCGGCCGCCCGCUUGUGGAGCGUGUCCGAGGCCUACCGCGUGCUGGCCCACCCGGCCCUGCGCAGGCGUUACGACGCCGGCCGGCUCAGCGCCGCCGAGGCGGCCGCGGCCGGGCGGCCGCCUCGCGUGCGGACCGGGGCCAAGGACGGAGGUGGCGGCGGUGGUGGUGGCGGUGGUGGUGGCGGUGGUGGUGCGGGAGGGACGAGGGCGAAUAAGCCUUGCCCGUUUGACUUUGACGAGUUCUACCGUGCCCACUAUGGCGCUGCCCGCGAGGCCGCUCUGCGUGCCAAGCGGCUGCGGGAGCAACGCCACCACCAGCACCAGAACAACCACCAGAACCACCACCACGGUGACCACCACCAGCAGCACCACCACGGGGCGGGAGAGGAGGGAGAGGGGGGAGUGGCCUCGCGUCUCCUCGUGGUGGUGGCCACGCUGGGCGCGGCAGCGGCCAUCGCCUCUCGCUCGGACUCCUGACGGCGGUGACGUCGCCGGGCGUCGCCACCGUCUACGCUGACGUCAUCGUCGUCGUCUGCGAUGACGUCAUCGCCGUCUACGCUGACGUCAUCGUCUACGCCGACGUCAUCGUCGUCUGCGCUGACGU
This is a messenger RNA of Petromyzon marinus (sea lamprey), 1021 nucleotides long. Lineage: Eukaryota; Metazoa; Chordata; Hyperoartia; Petromyzontiformes; Petromyzontidae. The record is from RefSeq and is a predicted model, not a curated record.